Messenger RNA from Phytophthora infestans T30-4, 1536 nucleotides. RefSeq lists its product as uncharacterized. The transcript has 6 exons. The record is from RefSeq and is a predicted model, not a curated record. Gene Ontology annotation, cellular component: membrane. Bases 115 to 1536 code for a protein of 473 amino acids. Lineage: Eukaryota; Oomycota; Peronosporomycetes; Peronosporales; Peronosporaceae. Gene Ontology annotation, biological process: CAAX-box protein processing. Gene Ontology annotation, molecular function: metalloendopeptidase activity.
UCGGGUGAGCGCGGUGACCCCAUCAAUCGGUCAUCUCUCGUCGACUUCGGCGGCCCCAACCUUCAGCCGCCUUACACACUUCAACUGGAACAGGCAGCUAAGGCUUGCUCGGCUAUGGGCAAGCGAAGUCGCGGCAGCAGCGCCACCAGCAGCAACGUCAUGAGUAGUGUGCCUAGCUCUACGUCUACCACCAACUACGGCACGAUUGUGGACCUGGAGCCGGGGCCUCCGCCCGAGACCCGCCCUGCCGCAAGUGCGCUUGUGGGCCCGGUGCCUGCUGGUCCUGUGACGACUUCAACCUCCAAAUCGUAUGGGCGUGAUGGCAAGAAUAUAUGGGAUGAGUAUUAUCCGCUUGUGCAACCGGCGCACCAGUAUCACCACCGCAACGACCGCGGCUCGUCCAACUAUUUCUUCCACGGCAUGUUCUCGGCCGACGUCAUGUGGGCCUAUCGCGACGCAGUCAUCGCCUACCUCGUGUCGCUUUACUCAAUGGUGGUCCUCUCGCUCACGGGCUUGGUGUUCUGCAAACAGUGGGGAAUCUCGCCUAACACACCCACCGUGUUCGUCUUCCGCUGCCUUUGGUUCAUCAGUCCAGCGGUAGCAUCACUCGCUCUACGGAACAUUGCGAAACUGAGGCUCCAGGCCUGCAACACGCCACCACAUUGGAACAUCCCGCCGCUGUAUCACCUAUUCAGGAGUUCCCACUCAUCAAGAUCGACAUUACGACUUGCACUGCUUAGCUACGCGAUCCCAGUCCUGUGUGAAUUGGCUGCAUUUUCAUUUACUGCCGCGACAAGGAUGGUCAACCCGUUCAACCGCACCUUCGUGCGGAAACUGGAGAUGGUAUUCAGCUUCAAUGAUGUAGAAGCGCUCGACUCUGGACUUGUUUUCUACGUGUUUUAUAUCAGCUUCCUUGGGAUCUUUUGGGAUCCGGUCCCGCCGCAGCGAUACGACGUCGGGCUUUCGAUGGGUCUCCGACCUUUAGGUACAAGCUGGUUUUUCUUCGCAAUGAUUCAGGAAAUUGGCUGGAGCGGAUCACUUUUUCCAGCGCUGGAGAUCGUUUUCAGCCAUUCGACCAUCCUCGCGUCGGCUAUUACUGGGUGCAUAUGGGCGCUGUGGCACUGGCCCAUGAUCAUCGCCGACGCGCUGGACGUGGUGCCCAAGGGCUCUGGUUACUCUGUCGCUGAAACGCGGGACUUCCACCUACUCUACGUACUGGCAAUAUUUACGCUGUUACUCGUGGGCUCCCGCAUCAUUAUGUGCUGGAUCCAGGGUAACUCCAGCUACGUCAUUUGGUCCAGCGUCGUUUACCACUCCACCCACAAUCUUUUUAUUAUCUCAGUAUUUGGGCAGCUGACUGCCCCAUUGUACGAGAAGGCCCAGCUCUUUAGCUUCUUUAGCUCGGAGGCGUCAAUUUGCCUGCUUGUGACUGUGUGGUUCUCCACUUGCAUCCUCUCGCAGAUGUUCCGGUGGACCAACCUAAUGCCAAUGCUACGCCGAGCGAAUCCCAGAGUCACGCGGGCGCUCGCAGCCUAA